AUGCCCUCACAAUCAAAUCUGAGAGCUGCUCAGGCCGUUGUUCUUUCACGCCAGCGACUUCGCCGCGGUCUCAAUCGUGAUGCUGCCGGCCGCCGAAAGAAGCCACUGACUCUUCAUUAUGAGGAUGUUGUCGAUCCUAAGAUGGGGCGCCCGCGGCAACUCACGGAUGAGGAAGAAGAAGCUAUCGUGUGUUAUAUCAUCUGGAUGGAAAAGUCUGGCCUGCCUGCCUCCAAGUGGGAAAUAGAAGAUGCAGCACUUACUCUGCGGCGCCGCCGUGAUCCUGAUGCGAGACCUGUGAGCAAGAUGUGGUACUCUCGCUUCCGCGAUGAUCAUCCUGAGCUUGCGAAAUCGAUAUUGAAGUCGAGAGAAGCUUCGCGUGCCGAAUAUGAGGAAGGCGGCGUUGAUGAUACGAAGGAGUGGUUCCAACGCCUCAGCGAUGUGAUGACGAAGUACAAUAUCGGUGCAUCAGAGACCUGGAAUGCAGAUGAAGCAGGAGUUAGAGUCGGAAUGCUACGAGAUAAGAUGGAAUGCCUCGUUGUACGCACCAAGAAGAAGUCAGCAACAGAGGUAUUUUCUCCGCAAGAUCGCGAGACUUGCAGUCAUCGGCUCAGGCAACGCAGCCGGCGCAACAACGCCCCCCUGGCUGAUCUUCAAGUCGUUGCCAACGCUUGA
This is a messenger RNA of Fusarium poae, 672 nucleotides long. RefSeq lists its product as uncharacterized. The transcript is spliced from 2 exons. The record is from RefSeq and is a predicted model, not a curated record. Bases 1 to 672 code for a protein of 223 amino acids. Lineage: Eukaryota; Fungi; Ascomycota; Sordariomycetes; Hypocreales; Nectriaceae.